CAGUGGUUUGGCAGUGCUUUCGAUUGCUAUGAAGUUUAUAACAUGGUUACCGUCGUUUUUUUUUCCACUGACAUUAGCGUUGAAAAUAAUCGACGUACUCGUGCCAAGGUACGCGGAUUUAAAACAGUCGGUAAUACUUGGAUGCAAUUUUGACGUAGGCCAUGGUAAACUAUACUCUGUUAAGUGGUACAAGGAUGAUCACGAAUUCUACAGGUUCAUUCCAGAGGAUCGACCAACCAUCCAAGUUUUUCAUCUUCCUGGUAUUAUAUUGGAUUUAUCUCAUUGUAACAUGCGAAAAAUCACACUAAGUAAUCUCACGUUGCAAACUAGUGGUAUAUAUCGAUGUGAAGUCUCGACGGAUGGACCAAAAUUUGAAAUGGUUUUUAAGUCCGCAAACAUGAAUGUAUUAGAAUAUCCGGAAGGGAACCCUUUGAUAGAGGGUGUGCUUAAUCGUUACGCGGUUGGCGAUCUCUUGUCGGGAAAUUGCACUUCCUCCAAAUCUUAUCCGCAGCCGCUGAUGACGUGGUACGUCAAUGGCGUUCAGGCGAACAAUAAUCAAAUGGAGAAUUAUCCUGUGUUGGUCAAUCCUGAAGGCCCUUUAUAUUCAAAAGCGGUAGGCAUUCGAUUUAAGGUGGAGAAAGAUCAUUUUCAAGGACCCAAUGAAGAGCUGGAUUUAACUUGCGAAGCAAGCCUCAUACAAGAACAAUUGAAAUGGCGAAAAAUGAUAGUUAUUCAAUCACUCACACAAUCAUAUACAGAAAAUAUGUUCCUUGAGAAGUACAGAAAUAACAUAAAUACAAUAAAUCCUGGGAAACAUAUAUCGACUCUGGUAGCUCUUUUUGUAGCAUCAUUCACACAUAUGAUAGUACACGAGACGUGACAGAACCCCGUUAAUUGUAUUUUAUGUACAGAUAUGUAAAUUAACACUUUUUCAUAAUAAACUCACAAAAUUGAAGCAUUUAUUUUUUUCUUUGCAUCAAAAUCUUUUAAACAUUCAUACAAUAAUUACAUAUAGAUUACCUAUUAGAAGAAAAUGUGCGACAAAAAACUGGAUAAAACCUUUAUUGCGUAGAUAGGUAGAUUAUAGUUAGGUACAUGCAAAUAUAAUAGGUACCUAUGAUAUUAAUUAAGAAUUUAUGUUUUCCACCUUGUAGUUCACCGAUUUCAAUUCGUAUUUCUUCUUUUAUUUUUUAUUUUUCACACCAACUCAAUGUAUGAAAAUGGUUUCAAUAAAAUCUACCAUCAUGAAAAUAGUUUUAUGACAAUUAAUCAAUUUAAAUACAUUUAUUAAUGCCUAUACAAUUUAAAAAAGCCAAAAUACGAACUAAAAUAUUAAUUCAACAUUUAAAGGAUGAAUUACAAUUAUGUAUGUAAUAUGUAUGUAUUAUUUGUUUGUACUUUAUAUUACAAGAAUACAUUUUAAUUUUAAAGUUGUGGCGCCGACGAACAUUUUAGAAAACGUUUCCCAUUUUUGACGCAAUUGAAAACACUGUAAACAAAUUUUUGUUUUUUUGUUAUUUGCAAGAGAAUAAACCCCUUUUUAAUUUGUUUUUUUGUAUUCUAACUCAAGCUGUAACUUCCUCUCACCAUCCUGUCAUUUACAUUUUCUCAUUUAUAACCAUCGUUGGCCACCGAAUGCUAAAAUUCGGUCGAGAAGACAAAAACAACAGGACAAAUCGCAUUAAAAACAUUUCUAACGAGCUACCGAGAAUAUACCGAGCUAAAGGAUGUGGAGGAGAGGAACAUUCCUCUGGAUCGGCUCAAACUCGAUAGCGACCGCAAUAACUUUAUUUAAUUAUAUUAUAUAGACGAGUUUUAUACACUUGGUUCGUCAUAUAUCUUUGUAAACACUGAAUACUAUGUAAAUUGUUUGAAAAAUACAAAUUUCAUUUGGAGUAGGUAGGUAACAUUGUAAUAGUAAAUACCGAAAUAUUCCUGAUUAAAAUUUAUCAAGAAAAGUGUUCAACAAUGGCGGAUAAAAAUAA
This is a messenger RNA of Metopolophium dirhodum (rose-grain aphid), 1985 nucleotides long. RefSeq lists its product as uncharacterized. The coding region runs from base 29 to 880 and encodes 283 amino acids. Lineage: Eukaryota; Metazoa; Arthropoda; Insecta; Hemiptera; Aphididae. The record is from RefSeq and is a predicted model, not a curated record. The transcript has 7 exons.